Esox lucius (northern pike) is the source of this 4493-nucleotide messenger RNA. It is a transcript of the gene ercc6l, whose product is annotated as excision repair cross-complementation group 6-like. The record is from RefSeq and is a predicted model, not a curated record. Bases 158 to 4066 code for a protein of 1302 amino acids. NCBI's taxonomy places the organism in Eukaryota, Metazoa, Chordata, Actinopteri, Esociformes, Esocidae. Gene Ontology annotation, molecular function: DNA translocase activity; ATP-dependent chromatin remodeler activity; ATP binding. The transcript is spliced from 3 exons.
AAAAUCUACACACACAGCGCAUGUCCGAAAUUAGAAAAAUCAGGCGGGUAACGUUAAACGCUGGAAGACUCUAAAACAUCCAUCAAUACAGAAAUAAAAUAAUAAGCCCAGCAAAACAUCAAUCUGGAACCUUAAAGGCGAAUAACAGAUUCAGGUGAUGUCGGAAAUAUCGGAGAAGUCAUUAUCAAUGGACAACGAGGGGAUGGAGACCUACCAGAGGUACAUCAGUGAGGGAAAAGAUGCUGCCAGACAAGGAAAUAUACCGAAGUCUUUGGAAUUGUUCAAGCUGGCACAUGACAUCCACCCUAGUGAUAAACUUAUGGGCCGGAUAAAGAAACUUCAUGAGGCUAUAAAGGAGAUGGCGCAGCAAGGCUCAGAGAGUGAGGAAGAAGACUUUGUCAAUGUCAACAACAGUGGUCUAAUGCUUUUCAAAGAACUUUAUGACAAACUGUAUGAUCACCAGGUAGAAGGAGUUGCUUUUUUGUAUGGUCUUCAUAGAGAUGGUCGUACAGGAGGAAUCCUAGCUGAUGACAUGGGCUUAGGAAAGACCAUCCAGGUGAUAUCCUUUCUUUCUGGCAUGUAUGAUGCUGACUUGGUUAAGCAUACCCUGCUUGUAAUGCCAACUUCACUAAUCAAGAACUGGAUCAAGGAAUUUUCCAAAUGGACUCCGGGAAUGAGAGUCAAAGAGUUUCAUGGCACAAGCAAAGUGGAACGCAACAGGAAUUUAGAGAAGAUUCAAAGAAGAGGUGGUGUCAUCAUUACUACAUACCAAAUGCUGAUCACAAACUGGGAGCUUCUCUCAUCAUACAAUGGCAGAGAAUUCAAAUGGGACUAUGUAAUCCUGGAUGAGGCACACAAGAUCAAAACCUCUUCAACCAAGACAGCCAAAAGUGCACAUGCUAUUCCUGCCAGGAAUCGUUUACUUCUUACUGGCACUCCUGUACAGAAUAACCUGAGGGAAAUGUGGGCUCUUUUUGAUUUUGCUUGUCAAGGGGCACUCCUUGGUACGUCUAAAACCUUCAAAGCAGAGUAUGAAAAUCCCAUCACCCGUGCAAGAGAAAAGGAUGCCACCCCAGGUGAGAAAGCCCUUGGGCUUAAAAUGUCAGAGAACCUCAUGACCAUCAUAAAUCCCUUCUUUCUAAGGAGGACAAAGGCAGAUGUACAGAGCAAAACACGAAAUCAUAUAAAAAAUGCAGAAAAAGACAUUCAGUCAGAAGACAAAGAAAAUAAAUGUGUGAAUGGUGGUGGUGGUGGUGGUGCAGAAAUGCCAAACCUUACUAGGAAGAAUGACCUUAUCAUUUGGACAUACUUGAGCUCAAUUCAGGAAGACAUCUACAAGCAGUUUAUCUCCCUUGAUCACAUCAAGGAGCUGCUCAUGACCACAAAGUCACCAUUGGCAGAACUGAAUAUUCUGAAAAAGUUGUGUGACCAUCCACGACUUCUUUCUGCCAGGGCUAUUGCUCAGUUAGGCCUGGAAGAAGGAAUAAGCACAAACCUUCAACCAGAUGAAAAUGAGUCUGCUGCCCAGAGAAUUGACAACAUAUCUGAUGAAACACUGAUAUCAGAAUCUGGAAAGCUGAUGUUUCUCAUUGCACUUUUGGAAAAACUUAAGGAAGAAGGCCACCGCACACUUGUUUUCUCACAGUCAAGAAAGAUGUUAGACAUCAUUCAACGGGUUCUAGUUAACAGGCGUUUUAAGAUUGUCAGAGUUGAUGGCACAGUAACUCACCUUACAGAAAGAGAGAGGCGCAUUGAACUGUUUCAGACCAACAAGCAAUACUCAGUCUUUCUUCUAACCACUCAAGUGGGAGGUGUUGGUCUCACAUUGACGGCAGCAAACCGAGUAGUUAUUUUUGAUCCCAGCUGGAAUCCAGCCACUGAUGCCCAGGCUGUUGACCGGGCCUACCGCAUUGGGCAAACUGAAAAUGUUGUCAUCUACAGAUUGAUCACAUGUGGCACAGUGGAGGAGAAGAUCUACCGACGACAAGUUUUCAAAGACUCCUUAAUCAGACAGACCACCGGGGACAAGAAAAAUCCGUUCCGGUACUUCAGCAAACAAGAGCUGAAAGAACUCUUCAUGCUACAAGACACUCGAUCCUCAUCAACUCAGCUGCAGCUGCAGUCACUGCACUCAAGACAAAGACGCACAGAUCCAACAUUAGAUGAACACAUUGCUCAUCUUUACUCUAUGGAGAUGUUUGGAAUCUCUGAUCAUGACCUCAUGUUCUCACACGAAGUAGAAAACAAUGAUGAUAACCCUGAAGAUCAGGAAUCUCACCAGUACAUAGAGAACCGGGUGCAGAAAGCUCAGGAGCUAAUGAAGGCUGAGUCUAAGUUGCACCAGCAGCUUGCUGAGAGUAUUGAGUCAAGCACAGAGCCGGCAUGGCUACGGAAACCCCCUCAGUACAACACUGUAGGGUUGUCUGAGAAGCUAAAUGAUGAAAAGCCCAGUUCCUACUACCCUAGCCAUAACUGCUCCCCAGAGAUGGUGGAUCUUACACAGUUUGUUUCUGGUGGUGAGGAAGAUAUCCAGAAUCUGAGUAACAAAUUAAUUGAUCUUGCUGUAGAUGAAAGCAUUGAGAUUGAAGGACCCACUGUGACAACUGCAAUUGAGGAAAAGUUGUUAAAAAGCAAUCCUUCUCUCAUAGACCAUUCUCUUGAAGAGGUUUUAUCAAAUAUUGAGGAAAGUGACACUUCUGUUCAGGAGGUUUUCAGUGUGUCAUCAGAAGAGAACAAUGAUAUUGUUGCUGGGGAGCAUAGUUCAAGUUUAGUUACCUCUGAAGUUCAAGACAAACCAUACAAUGGAAAUUCUUCCUCAAAAUUGCAGAACUUGUCAUAUCACCAAGACUCCAUACCGGACCAAAAUCUUACACCUUUCAAAUCCCUGAAAAAUCCAAGACUUUCUAUAUUGCUGCAGAUGUCCAACACAAGCUUAGAAAGUCAUGCAGAAACAUCCACAAAGGGGGAUUUGGAACUUGAUUCUUUUCAAGGAAAUUUCAAUCUACAGUUAGAAGACAGUGCUGGUGAUAUGUUUGCAGAGGAGGAAUCAGAGUCUCCGGGAAAUCCAGGAGUUCAUCUAGGGAUGGAUGAAAGCCUAAAUGGAGAUGACAAUACUUCUGUUCCUGCCAAUAAUGCCUUUGAACAGGAUGGGGGCGAUGUCCAUGAUUUUAACUCCCAUGUCUCUGAAGCAGACACUUCUGUAGAGAAUUCGUUCAUUGCUUCAAGGAAAAAGAAAAGAGCUGCUGUGAUUUAUGAUAGUGAGGAGGAUGACAUUGAGGAGAACAAGGAAGAUGAGAGGCAUUAUUCCUUGACCAAUGAAUUAGAGAUGCAAGGAAUGGGAUCUUCCACACCAAAAUCAGUUAGGUCUGGAUUGAUUUCCUUUAAUGCCAGGAAAAGCUUGGGUGGGAACACCUCUGUGGCCUCAAAGCGGUCUUUUGUAAAUUCUUUGAUUGAAGAUGUGGAGGACCUCGAUGAAGAUAUGGAAGCUGAGGUGUCAGAGGUGCACGCUGAUACUGCAAAGGAUGAAAGCGAGGUGACUGGAUCUUGUGUGGAAAGUGAGGUGACUGGAUCUUGUGAAGAAAGUGAGGUGACUGGAUCUUGUGAGGAAAGUGAGGUGACUGGAUCUUGUGAGGUGUCUCUGAUGGAAGAAGAGGAACCAAUUGGAGAAACCUUGAACACUGAGAAUGAAGAGGACCGUGAGGAUGGUGGAAGUGAGUCAAUGAAUGUUGCUGAAGAAUCUGAAAUGGGAGAGGAAGAAGAAAGUUCAUUGGAAGAAUCUACUGGUGAUGCUGAACUUGCUUCUACUGAAAGAAUGGACCAAUGUGCAAGUGGCAAAGAAGCCUCAUUUCAAACUACAGAAGUGGUUAACAACAGCAACAUCCUGGCUGUGACAGAGAAAAGGUAUGAAAACCUUGUAAAAAAGGGAAAACAGUCUUAUUCUGAGGGGAAACUUGAUGAUGCCCUUAGUUUCUUUUUGAAAGCAAUUGACAUUAGAAGUGGUGAUCCUGAAAUUCAGUUAAUGACAAUUCAACUGUACCGUCAACUUAGUAAUAAAAUUAAGAGGUGAAAUAUUAAUUUCUGUUAAACUUAUUUGAAAUAUAAAUCACUUUUAGUGGUGUCUUUUUUAAAAGGGUUCUCUUGUUAAACCAUGUUGAAGCAAAUGGCUAAAAUAAAUAUUUUCUGUAUUGUGUAUUUGUCCCAUGGCUUUGGAAGCUGAAUGUAAUAUAUGCAAUUCAUAAAUGCAUGUACAAAUUGUUCAUCUGUUAUCUGUUUUUGUUCAGUUUGCUGUAACAAUUUUAGUAGAGCAGUUCUUCUGUGGAGUGCUUGACAGUAUCUAAAAAAUAUAUCAGUGAUUGGCAGUUGUUGAUAGUGUUACAGAAGAUGACCAUUUGGUGGGGCUCUAAUUACUGGAAACCAGAAUGUCUGUUUUGCCAGAUGUAUUUGUCCUUGUAAGUGUAAAAUAAUUAAAGUCUUUAUUAAACUAAUUAAAAUCA